AGAGAACAAGCAAAGGUAAAGCACCCCUCUCUCUCUCUCUCUAAAACCUUAAAAAUCCCCAAAGCCCUCUCACUCUGUCUCUGUCUCUUGUCACGUAACUCCCCUCUUUCUCUCACUCUCUGUCUUUCUGUCUUUUCUCUCGUCAAUCCGAAAUUUCACAGACGCCGAUGUCGGAAUCACCGAAGCUCUCUCGGCGCACGUGACUCGCACGGCCUCGUCAGACCUCAGAAUUUUCCUGCAUUGGCUGACCUCCGUCAGCUGGUGAUCUGUGCUUUGUUUUAGCUGCAGGGUGUGUGUAAUCAAGUACAUGGGGGAUUGUGGGGUUUGGGUUGAGUGAAGCAAUUUGAAGGGGAAAGUGGAACUGGGUUUUUGUGGGUUUUGUUAGAGAUGAAAGAGGGGUUGAGAUCUGGCAAGUUCAAGGUUGAGAAAGAAAAGGGUUCUUUGAAGCAAACAGUGGUGGGAAACAAAGGGGAUGAGGAAACCCCACAUUUGGUUUUGGACGGACCGGAAUUUGAUCAUGUGGUUCAGACUGGGAAUGGUGGUGGUGUUGUUGAGAGGAAAAAGGUGAAUGGUCAAGUGCCAAUUGUUGGCAGGGUUCUGCGGUCACGGGUUGUGGCGAAUGGUGGUGGUGAGGGAGUAGGGGAGACUGGGAAGAAGAGGAGGUUGGUGGCUAAUGGGGAUGAUAAGAAGGGGAAGGAAGAAAAGGUGGGAGGUCAAGUGGGGAUUGCUGGUAGGGUUUUGCGGUCGCGGACUGUGGUCAAUGGUGGGGAGAUGGAGGAUGUGGGAGUUGCGGAGAAAAGGAAGAGGCAGAGGUUGGCUAAGAAGGGUGAAAAUGUUGUUGAUGAUGGUCUUGAGAAGAAGAAGGGGAAGGAAGAGGGGGAUGGUAAAGUGCUGAAUGCUGGCCGGGUUCUGCGGUCGCGGACUGUGGUGAAUGGUGAGUGUGAUAAGGCGGAGAGUGGUGGUGAUAAGGCAGAGAGUGGUGGUGAUAUGGCGGAGAGAGGUGGUGAUAAGGCGGAGAGUGAUGGUGGUAAGGCAGAGAGUAAUGGUGAUAUGGCGGAGAGCGGUGGUGAUAAGGCGGAGAGUGCUGGUGGUAAGGCGGAGAGUAUGGCGGAGAAUGGUGGUGAUAAGACAGAGAGUCACGGUAAUAAGUCAGAGAGUGAUGGUGUUAAGACAGAGAGUAAUGGUGAUAGGGCAGAGAGUGAUAGUGAUAUGGGUGAGAAAGAAAAUGUGGAAGUAGCUGAGUUUGGGAAGAAAAGUAGGUUGGUUGGUAAUGGUGGUGGCGUGGAGAAAAAGAAGGUGAAGGAAACAGAGGUGGGUGGUAAAGCUCCAGUUGCUGGUCGGGUUCUGCGGUCACAGACUGUGGUGAAUGGUGGAUUUAUGGCAGAGACUGAUGGUGCUCUGGUUAGGGAAAGUAGACAGAAGGAUGUGUCUCACAAGAAGUUCAGUGAUGUGAAAAAUGAAGGACAGGAUCAGUUGGUUACAGGGUUUACAAAGAAGUUGAAAGGUAAGCGUGGGAGACCACCCAAGGUGAGAAAAGAAGAAAGUGGGAGGUCGGGUGAUGGACUCAGGAAGUUGAAAGGUAAGCGUGGGAGACCACCCAAGGUGAGAAAAGAAGAAAGUGGGAGGUCGAGUGAUGGACUCAGGAAGUUGAAAGGUAAGCGUGGGAGACCGGUGAAAAAAGAAAGAGAAGAGAUUGAUCUCUUGGAUGGUCGGCUGAGAAAGAAGUUAAGAUCUGGGCAGAAUAGUAGUGAGAAUUUGAAAGGAAAUCUUGACGAGGAAGGAAAUGUGUACUUCAAAAGAAAAUCGGGUUCAAAGUCACAAGAAGGAGUGAAACCAAGUACAGUAACUAAUGAUUCAUACCUGGAAGGGAAGAGGAUUAGGAAAGAAUUGGAUGUAAAGGCCUCUUCUCAAGUUAAAAGGGAUAAAAAAGGAAGAUAUGUGGAGAGUGAGGACAGUGAGGAUGGGGAUGAACAUAAAGCACAGAAACUAAAACAAAGCGGAGAUAAUAAACAGAGAAGCAAUUCGAAGGAUGGCAUACGUGAGCUAAAACAGUCAGUGAGUGAAAAAAUAGUGAAAAUGAUUCUGGCUGCAGGCUGGACGGUUGAGCGUAGGCAGAGGAAUGGCAGAGAGUACAUGGAUGCGGUGUAUGUAUGUCCAGCCGGAAAGACUCACUGGUCAGUAACCAAGGCUUACAAUGCUUUUAAAGUGGGUUGUGAAAAUGGCGAUCCAAUGACUUGUAAGGACAGUUUCAAAUUUACGCCGAUACCACCAGAGGAACUCAGUAUGCUACAGAGGAUAGUUAAUAAAAAGGUGGGGAAAUAUAAGAAGAAGAAGAAGAAGGGAAAGGGUAAAGGACAGGGAAACAGUAAUGGAAAGCAGAAGGCAAAGGAUGGGGAUGUAUCGGAUGAAGGGAUUGAAGAGAGGAGGAAAAGAAACUGGGUAAGUCACAAAGGGAAACAUUUGCUUCUUGAGAAGGAUGCAUCAACAAGUACAGCAUGCGAGGGAGAGCUGCGUUUGGUCCAGCGUCAGAAGCGGCAGAAGACUCAGAAUAGAAAGCGAUGUGCUUUGUUAGUUCGCAACUCUGAGAAUGUGGAUUCUGAAAAUGAUGGCUACAUACCAUAUGAUGGGAAGAGAACAGUACUUGCCUGGAUGGUUGACUUGGGAACCCUGUCACUUAAUUCAAAGUUGAAGUACAUGAACAAGAGGAAGAGAAAAGUGCUGCUUGAGGGUAAAAUUGCAAGAGAUGGAAUUCAUUGUGGUUGCUGUGACAAAACCAUCUCACUUUCAGAAUUUGUAACUCAUACCGGAAGUGAUUAUUCUGAGCCUCUUAGAUAUAUAUUGACAGACUCUGGGUCUUCCCUUUUGCAAUGCCUGCUAAACUCAUGGAAUAAACAGGAAGAGUCUGAACGUCGGGGAUUCCACUUUGUAGAGGUUACUAAGGAAGACCCAAAUGAUGAUACAUGUGGGAUCUGUGGAGAUGGAGGAGAUUUGAUCUGUUGUGACGGUUGUCCAUCAACAUUCCAUAAAAGUUGCUUGGAGAUAAAGAAGUUCCCAUCUGGUGACUGGCACUGUGUAUACUGCUCAUGCAAAUUCUGUGGGAUGUUUGAUGAGAAUAUGUGUCAAAGGGACAGUAGUGAGAAUGUAGUUGCGUCAGCAUUACUUACCUGCCAUUUGUGUGAGGAAAAAUAUCAUCGAUGCUGUAUUCAGGCAAAGGAUGCUGUAAAUGGUGAUUCCAGCAGUCCAUCCUUCUGCGCAAAGAAUUGCCAAGAGCUAUUUGUGAAACUGGAGAGGCUUCUUGGAGUUAGACAUGAAGUGGAAGAAGGGUUUUCAUUGACUCUCCUUCGCCGAUUUGAUGUGGGUGAUACACCACAGAAGGUUGAUUGCAACUCAAAGCUAAUUGAAUGCAAUGCCAAACUGGCUGUUGCAUUUUUAAUAAUGGAUGAGUGUUUUCUGCCUAUGGUUGACCAGAGAAGUGGAGUCAAUCUGAUCCAUAACAUUCUCUAUAAUCGUGGGUCAAAUUUUAACCGAUUGAAUUAUGGUGGUUUCUUCACUGCAAUUCUAGAGAGGGGUGAUGAGAUCAUAUCUGCCGCAACCAUCAGAAUCCAUGGAAACUAUCUAGCAGAGAUGCCAUUUAUUGGAACCCGCUAUAUGUAUAGGCGUCAAGGAAUGUGCCGCCGGCUUCUAAGUGCGAUUGAAUCUGCUCUCUGCUCUCUGAAAGUUGAAAGAUUGGUCAUACCUGCAAUCUCAGAACUGACAGAAACGUGGACUUCUGUUUUUGGUUUUAAGUCCCUUGAAGAAUCAAGUAAGCAGAAGAUGAAGAACAUGAAUAUCUUGGUUUUCCCUGGUGUAGAUAUCUUACAGAAACCAUUGUUGAACCAGUUAACAGAAAAAAACGAGAGUCCUGUGAAAGGUUUGAGUUUUGCCAAUCUCGAGCAUCACAAAACCAUUAAGGAUGUGGUAUGUAAUACUGAAGAGGGACGUUUGGCUCGAACUGACAGUGAAGCAACUGCACCUUGUGUGCAUGAAGGAAAUGAUGAGCUUGCUGCUGUUCAAUCCAGCACACAGCUUCUCUGUGAUGUUUCUCGUGAUAAUCUGGAGAGCAAGACCAAUACCAUCCCAAUUCCUACUGAUUCAGUGUGUGAUGUUCUUGAACCAACCAAAGAGAUAAAUGAAUGCCAAAAUUCUGCCUCUGUUGCUGAUGUGAGGGCAUUGGAAUUGGUCACCAAACAGAACCAGCCGGAGCUGUUAUGCGAUACUGCUGAGGGUUUCUUGGCUGGAUCAGAUGCUGAGGCAACUGCAUCCUUUAAACACAAGGCAAAUGAUGAACUUGUUGCUGUUCAAUCUGAUACACAGCUUCCUUCUGGUGUUUCACAUGAUAAUGUGGAGGGGGAAAACAAUUCUAUGACAAUUCCUACUGGUCCAAUUAUUGAUGCUCAUGAACAAACUGAAGAUACACAGCUUCUUUGUGGUGUUUCUCAUGAUAACCGGGAGGUAAACAAUACUCUGACAAUUCCUACUGAUUCAAUUAGUGACGGUCAUGAACAAACUGAAGAGAGAAAUGAACAUCAAAAUUCAGACUCUGUUCCUGAUGUCAAGGAAGUGGAAUUGGGCACCAAACAGAACCAAUAUAGCAUGUCUAAAGUGGAAAGGAAAUCUGAUCUUCAUCCUGAAGGUACUGAUUCUGCUAUAGAAGUUCGUUGUGCUUUAGGGGAGGGUACUGAAAACAUUGACCGUAAGGUGAGAAUGGAACCUGACAUCGUUAAACCCUUUGCUUCAUAUGAAGAAUUUUUUUGCCCAUGUACUGAAAAUAAUGCUACUGAACUGCAGAAUGUAUCUUUAGUUCAUGAAGCCAACGUUUCCAGUGAAAAUAGUGUUCGCACUGGUUCAGAGAUUACAACUCAGAUAUCUCAUGAUGCAAGGGACCAUAGGCAUUAUGAUUCUCAACAUCUGCAGGUUGAAGGAUCUAUUUUCUGUUCAGAUGAAAAGCUGCUUGAGACUUUUGAAGUGGAGAAUAACCAUUCUUUUAUUCAGCACACUUCUAUAGUGACUGAAGGGGUGCAUCCAGAAUCUAUCAAGUGUUCCGACUCUAGAAUUCUGACCAAAACUGGCAAGGUAGCCAGUGAUGGAUUUCACCAGGCUGCUGCGUUGACUCAUGAAGAAGCAGAUGAUUCUAAAGGUCAUUCUACAACUUUGCUGUUUGGUAGCAGCAUUAUUUGUACCUCUGGCAAUGGGAAGAACACUCACAAAGUUGUCUCAACUCCAGCUGACAACAAUUCUCAUCCUUCUUGUGGGGCUAAUAUCAAUAGUAAUGGGAAUUCCAAUGCCCCUGAUGUCCCUGGUGUCUACUUCACUUCCAAUGGCGCUCAUAUGAGCACCAAGUCCUUGCAGCAAUCUGAUUUUGAUUCUGAUAUUGAUAAUAACAGUAUCAGACAGCCCAACUCGAGCAAUACAUGUGCAUCUGGUGGGGGCAACUCCUUUGGUCCUUCAGAGGUGACAAUUUUAUCAAACCAGGGCCAGGCUAGUUGAUCUUAUGUUUAUACACUGACAGGAGGCUUCUGGUAGCAGUCUCUAACAGGAGAGUAACGUUAUUGAAAAAUUGAUAGCUCAUUUUUGUUGUUGUUAGAAGAAAAGAACUACAGUUUUCGGUUCCUCAUUGUUAGGUGGUGAAACGUCAAACACCUGGUUAUGGUCGUUUUCAUAUCAUUCCCAUCGUAGUGUUGGAAGUAAAUAUAUAAUUCCGUUACCCAUACACAGUUGCUAGCUUAGUGCAGUGGCAGGAUUAGAAGUUAGACGCCUUGGAGGGCUGUGUUUCUUUGGCCUCUAGGUGCUUUUUGUAUAUGAAAACUAUCCAUUGCUUGAACUUGAAAACAGAACUUCAUUCUUAUGCUUUA
This is a messenger RNA of Rosa chinensis, 5891 nucleotides long. RefSeq lists its product as uncharacterized. Gene Ontology annotation, molecular function: transcription corepressor activity; DNA binding. Gene Ontology annotation, biological process: negative regulation of DNA-templated transcription. NCBI's taxonomy places the organism in Eukaryota, Viridiplantae, Streptophyta, Magnoliopsida, Rosales, Rosaceae. The record is from RefSeq and is a predicted model, not a curated record.